GUUUUCGCGGCUCCUUUAGCCUGGCACUCGCACUUGUGUGCAGGUAUAGGCAUAGUAGUAGAGCCCGAGUAAAAAGAGAGACAGAGAGCCGCAGCCUGCACGGGACAGUUCGCACUCUGACACCGGAGCGUGCGCUUCUCUCUCUCCCGUUCGCUUCGCUCGCUCGCAAUACCUGCUUGCCGCACCUGCCUUUCGAGUUGCCGAUUUUUUUUUUUGUUUUUUUGUUUUUUCCUCCAUUUUUGUCCCUCCCCCGACUCUGUUGAUAAUUUUUCCGGAGAAAUUAUUCGUACCCCCUUGGAGUUGGCUAUGAGGUGGCCGGUGGCUGGCCGCGUCUGAUGCAAGCCGGGCGGGAGGAAAAUCGGCAAGAGCCGGAACAUGCUCGGUAAGCCGGACAGUUGACGCCGGGCCUUGUGCGUUACUUUUCGUAUACCGAUAAAUGCGAGCGAGUCGCUUCGUCGGGAUAUUUUGCCGCGAAGCAGCAGCAGUUGCUGGACAUGGGUGAUAUGUCCCGCGAUCGUAGGGGCUGCGCGUUGCUCAGGGGGACAACGAGGAGCACCGGCUCGAAGACUAUGAGGCUCCACAAAGUUGCUCUACUCGCCGCGAUCGGUGGACUUGUCAUCUGCUGCUGCCAAGGAGUGCCGGUGGCGGAUGACAAGCCGGCCGAGCUGUCCGCUCCGUCGGAGAUGCAGACCACGAGGAUACCGACGCAGGAGCUACCGACUACGACUACUACUACGAUCGAGCCGAUGAUCGAGGGCCAUCCCAUGGACGAUCUUUUGCCGGGCAUAAGCAGCACGACGAGCCAGCCCACGACCCCGGCCGCCCCGACGAGUCUCGGCUUCACGGACGUGCCCCAGCACACGGAGACGAGCCUCGGAGCCUCGGUCCUACUCGCCUGCCGUACCACCGAGCCCGUGCACGAGUGCCAGUGGUCCUGGAGGCCACUGCCACCCACCAGUCUGCCCCUGCCCAACAUUGCCGACUCCUCCGAGUCCGAAGAUGCAAACAACGAGGAUGUGUCGAGUGCCAAUGGAACGGCGUCGUCGACAGCAGGGAGUACGUCGGAAGCCGAGCCGAGUCUGUCCCUGCCCGUGAGAAAGUUCCCGGCCUUCGGCAACGCGAGCAAGGACUGCUCGGUGCGCUUCUCGAGCGUCAAGCACGAGCAGACCGGCUACUGGAGCUGCGCGGCCCGGCGGCCCGAAGACGCGAGCUUCACGAGCGCCCCGGCCGCCAGACUCGGCAUCGCCGUCCAGCAGCAGCAGCCGCAAAUCAAGUUCCAGAGGCACCAGCGGGGCAGCACCGGCACGUCCGUGGAGUCGCCGGUCGGCUCGGCCACUCGGCUCGCCUGCCGAACCACGGAGCCGGUUCUCGAGUGCCAGUGGUCCUGGCGGCCCCUCGACAAGUCCCGACCCUACGACGCCGAAAUGCGCCGGUUCCCGCCGGCCGGCCACGACACCACCGACUGCGAGCUCGGCCUCCCCGCCGUCAACUCGGAACACGAGGGCUUCUGGACCUGCGGCGCCAGAACCGACCCCAACUCGCCCUUCGUCCAGGCCCCGCCCAUCAGGCUCCUCAUCUCCAAGGUGGAGUUUGUGCAGUUGUCGCGGGGUAUCCAGAUAACAGCCGGGGAGACCGUGAGCUUGCGGUGUCUGGUGAAUAAGCCCGUGUUCGAGUGUGAGUGGUCGUGGCGGUCGAGCAACUCGAGCAAGAACUCGACCCUCCUGCGGCAGUUCAAGCCGGCCAAGGACAACGACCACGACUGCUCGGUCCGAGGAGUCAUACUUUACGAGGAGGAGGGCGUCUGGACGUGCGGCGUCAAACUCGUCCCCGGGGGUAUACUCCACGAGGCACCCUCGACCAGCGUUAGUCUCCUGCCACCCUCGGGUAAGCUCAACUUCACCGAGACGCCGGAGAGUACGUCGGUAGCCCUCGGCUCGGAGGCUACCCUGCACUGCGCCACCAACGGCAAGAUCGAGCGGUGCGCCUGGUCGUGGAGGCCCCUCGUUCCCGGCAACAAUCUCUCGUCCACCGAGUCCAAGAUCCUCCACGAGUUUCCCAGCCACGGCGAGCUCGGGCGCAACUGCAGCCUUACCCUGGCUAGCGUCACCCUCGAGGAGCAGGGCUACUGGACCUGCCAGGUCUACGGCUCCGUCGGCGCCGGUCCCAUGCUCCCUCCCAGCCCUGCCAAGCUCGGUGUCUACGAGGAGGGCGAGGUGCGCUUCUCGGAGUUGUCGCAGGACUUUCAGAUUACGUCAGGGGCGACGGUGAGUUUGCGUUGCGUGACGUCGUCACCCGUGGACAUGUGUCGCUGGUCCCUGACCUCCCAGGUGUCCCAGGCGACGGUCGUCGUCAAGCAGUUCAAGCCCAUACCCCCCGAGGCCAGGGACUGCUCGGUCAAGCUCUCCCAUGCCCUGCCCACCCAGGAGGGACUCUGGACGUGCGGAGCGCGCACCCACGCCCGCCAAAAUUACACGGACGCCCCUCCGGCUCGGCUCAGUCUCAUCGAACCAGAUCCAAUAACAGUGACAGUAUGGGGCAUGCCACAUCAAAUGGCAAAUUUGGCCUGCAAAGUGGGCUUCACGACGUACGAGCCUCAGUGCUUCUGGAGACACGGUUCUGACAUUAUUCUACGCGAAGUUGCAAAUGCAACGCGAAAAAUGAAAUACACGGUUUUGAUGAAUCACACGAGCGGUGUGUGCAGCUUGCAGUUCGUGCCUGACGGCCGUGACUUUGGCGAAUGGAUUUGCGAGUUCCACGUGAGCACUGAGCUGAUGCAAGCGAUUUUUGGAAGUGCUUCGAUACUACUUUUGAAUAAUUCACCCGAUCGGCAACUUAGCUGGUUGGUUGGCGCGAUCACGUCAUCAAUCCUGUUUCUCCUCAUAAUCAUCGUAGUGGUCGUCGUCUAUAAAUCUCGUAAUCGACGAAUCCCUACCUUCUUAGAGACGAUACCGUCAACAGAGCAUCACAAAAGUUGCAACAACAAUGACAAUAACAAUGGUGUCGCUGGGCACGAACGGUACACUUACAGUCCAGCAAAGAUCAAUUUGAACUAUACCAACCCAAACUUUCUUUCCAGCACCGAAAGUGUUAACAGCGUUUUGCCUAAUCGCAGUCCGCAUUUGCAUGGAAGGAUCACGAUGCGAGUACCGACGCAAAGAACCUUUGAUAAUGUCAGGAUGUGAAUGUGUUACUUUUCCUUCCUGAAACCAACAAAAGUUUCGUGUUACGCAGUUAAUUGAUAUUUUAUGCGAGCAAGUCGACUUGAUCGGUAAAACAUGCAUGGAUCACCAAAUUUUCACCAAAAUGGGACUUUUCAUAACAAAA
Molecule: messenger RNA, 3324 nt
Organism: Copidosoma floridanum
Lineage: Eukaryota; Metazoa; Arthropoda; Insecta; Hymenoptera; Encyrtidae
Biological process (GO): intracellular signal transduction; lipid metabolic process
Molecular function (GO): phosphatidylinositol-4,5-bisphosphate phospholipase C activity
Source: RefSeq, a predicted model, not a curated record